AUGAAUUCCCAGCCGAUGGCCACAAUGAGCGCCUUGACUCGUGAGAGCCUACAAAAUGUUCUUGCAAAAAUACAAACAAAAAAAGCACAAGGUGCUACAGAAGCUAAUGACGCAGAGUACGCACACCUAUUGAAUAUUUUGAGGGCGUAUCAACAGCAAAACUAUCCUUCAUUAUCUACAACUACCCCGCCAGCAGGAACGACAGCAACAACAGCGGCCGCAGCAAGAGGUUCGACGGCGUUGGUGGGAACUACAAAUACUACAACUUCUACAACUCCGACGUCAAUGGCACAAGCAUCAAGUCCAUUGACACCGGAACAACUAAUGUCAUUAAAAUAUCAAAUUCUUGCAUUCAAGCAUAUUAACAAAAAUGUGCCUGUCCCGACACAAUUGCAACAAGCAAUGUUCACAUCAAAUAAUAAUAUAACUAAUAAUGGUAUGCCAGCUGAAACAGUCUCUUCGAAAAUUGUUGAAGCUGCAUACAAUCAUCACACAUCUUCCGCGCAGCUAGACGCCGCUUCUGCCGCGACAAAUGCCGGAUCUGGGAGUGGCGUUGUCGGAGCUGGGGCAUACAACGCCUACACAGAUCCAUUCACAUACCUGAAAAAUCUGAAUAGUGUUGCCCAAGGAAAUUUUUCGCGGCAACAGCGGAUGUUGGUGCCGAGUAUCACGCCAGUGGGUCUUGAUCCUCAUGCAAUAGCUCAAGAACGCGAGAAUAUCAUCAAUGCGAGAGUCAAAGCUAGAAUUAAAGAAUUGGAGAACUUGCCAUCUAAUUUGGCGAAUGAUUCAUUGAAGUACGGAUCGUCUAAUAAAUUUCAACCUUCCACGAAAUUGAAAGCAUUGAUAGAAUUAAAAAGUCUUCGUCUUCGUGAAAAGCAAAAAAGACUAAGACAUGAAGUUAUUAAAGGCAUGUCGAAAGCUGCUUCAUUGGCAACAUCGGCGGAUCGAGCAGCUUUCCGACGAAUGAAAAAACAGACUCUCCGGGAAGCAAGAAUCACUGAAAAACUCGAACGUCAACAAAGAGUCGACAGAGAACGAAGAGAAAAACAAAAACAUCUGGAUUACUUGCAAAGUAUAUGUAACCACGGUCGUGAAAUGACUCAAGCCCAUAAAGUACAUCAAGCAAAACAACUCAAACUGGGACGACAGAUACUUGCUCUUCACGCACAAAUCGAGAAAGAAGAGCAAAAGCGAAUGCAACAAACUGCCAGAGAACGUCUUCAAGCUCUUAAAGAGGACGACGAACAAAAAUAUCUCAAACUUAUCGAUGAAGCAAAGGACAAGCGUAUCACACAUUUGCUUAAACAAACUAACAAAUACUUGGAAUCGUUGGCGCAGGCAGUUAUCGCCCAACAAAAUAUUGACCUUCACCACGAUCCAACUGUACGCGGAGGCGUAGAGAUGAUGGACGAUGAGGAAGGAACAUCCUUUGCACUAUCUGAUGGUCAAAAAAUCGAUUAUUAUGAUGUCGCCCAUCGUAUCAAAGAAGAAGUCGAGCAACCUGCUCUCUUGGAAGGAGGUCUUCUUAAAGAUUAUCAAGUUAAGGGCUUGCAAUGGAUGGUUUCGUUGUAUAACAAUAGACUAAAUGGUAUUUUGGCUGAUGAAAUGGGAUUAGGAAAAACAAUUCAAACUAUUUCACUCAUCACCUAUCUAAUUGAGAGAAAGAAACAGAACGGACCAUUCUUGAUCAUUGUCCCAUUAUCUACACUAACAAAUUGGACCAUGGAAUUUGAAAAAUGGGCACCAGACGUGUCAAAAUGCGUUUACAAAGGGAUCCCGGCAGCUCGUAAAGAAAUACAAAUGAAUUACAUCAAACAUAAUAAUUUCCAGGUUCUGCUUACGACAUAUGAAUAUAUCAUUAAAGAUAAAGCUGUUCUCUCGAAACUUCGUUGGGUCUAUAUGAUCAUCGACGAAGGGCAUCGUAUGAAGAACACCAAUUCCAAAUUAUCCAACAUUUUAACUCAUAGCUACCAGUCUAGAUAUCGACUUAUCUUAACAGGAACACCUCUGCAGAAUAAUUUACCCGAAUUAUGGUCUCUGUUGAACUUUGUGCUGCCUAAAAUUUUUGAUUCUGUUAAAAGUUUUGAUGAGUGGUUUAAUACGCCUUUCGCCCAUACUGCUGGUCAAGACAAGAUCGAACUUAAUGAAGAGGAGAAAUUGUUGAUUAUCAAGCGUCUACACAAAGUUCUUCGUCCAUUCUUAUUGCGUCGUCUCAAAAAAGAUGUAGAAUCGGAAUUACCAGAUAAGGUAGAGCGGGUCAUAAAGUGCAAGUUUUCUGCUCUUCAGACCAGACUUUACGUCCAAAUGAAAAAACACGGAAUGUUGUUCGUCAAUACUGGUGAAAAAGGACAGACUGGUAUUAAAGGGCUCAACAACACCAUUAUGCAACUUCGAAAAAUUUGUAACCAUCCAUUUGUAUACGAAGAAGUGGAGCGAGAUAUCAAUCCCAGAAAACUCACCAAUAACUUGAUAUAUCGGGUCUCGGGAAAAUUCGAACUGCUUGACCGUGUAUUGCGUAAACUUCGUGUUACUGGUCACAGAGUUCUCAUCUUUUUCCAAAUGACCGCUAUAAUGAACAUCAUGGAAGAUUUCCUCAAUUUCCGCUCCUACCGGUAUCUUCGUCUAGACGGUUCAACCAAAGCAGAAGACAGAUCGACCCUACUGAAACAAUUUAAUGAUCCCGAUUCGCCGCAUUUUGUAUUCUUACUGAGUACUCGUGCUGGUGGUCUUGGUUUGAAUUUGCAAAGUGCCGAUACUGUUAUCAUCUUCGAUUCGGACUGGAAUCCCCAUCAAGAUCUUCAAGCUCAGGAUCGUGCACAUCGUAUCGGCCAAACAAAAGAAGUACGAAUUCUACGUUUGAUCACACAAAAAUCUAUUGAAGAAACUAUACUUGCACGAGCUCAAUACAAACUUGACAUUGACGGAAAAGUCAUUCAAGCCGGUAAAUUCGAUCAAAAGAGUACCGCCGAAGAACGGGAAGCAUUUUUACGGUCGUUGCUUGAAGGGGAAAAUGACGAGGUUAAUGAUGUCAAUGACGACGAAGAACUUACAGAUGAAGAGCUCAAUGAGAUUAUUGCGAGAAACGAUGACGAGCUCAAACUGUUCAAAGAGAUCGAUAAGCAGCGGAUGGCUGAGGAUCAAAGAGAAUGGACUGGUAAAGGAAAACCCGAGAGGCUCUUUCAAGAUAGCGAGUUACCUGAAGUGUACUUGAUAGAUGGUGAUAUCUUACUUAAACGUCAUGAACAAGAUAUAGAGUAUGGUCGUGGCCAGAGAGCCAGAAACGAAGUACAUUAUGACGAUGGAUUAACUGAAGAGCAGUGGAUGAAUGCUCUCGAGAACGAAGAUGAGAUUGCUGAAGUGAUAGCCAAGAAUCACGCUAAAAAACGGCGACGAGAAGAACGAAAAACUAAAAAGCUUGAAAAGACACAAAUUGUUGAUAUACAACAGCAGCACCCCCAAACAUCCUCAUUCAUAAAAACAGAAGAGGAACAAACUCCCGUUGUUGCUGAAUCAUCUCGAAAGAAACGAGGUCGACCCCGAAAAGAAGUUCCAACUAUUGACACACCAAUAGAAUCAACAACAUCCACUACAUCAUCAUCUGCAAAACGAAAAGGAAAGAGAAAAACCGAAACGACCGAUGACACGCCCAAACAAACCUCAAAGAAAAGAAAGGUUUCCAGCGGAAAAGCGGUUGUUGACACAGUGCCUCAAGAAGUUCGCGAAAAGUUGAACCGAAUCUUUAAGGAACUUUACGAGCUCGUUGAAAACUGCACAGACUAUGACGACGGGGAGGCACGCCAACGAUGUUUUUUAUUCAAAGAGCUAGUUCGUAAACAAGAUUACCCGCAGUACUACCAACUGAUCAAGAAGCCUAUCGCUAUGAAAGUCAUUCAGAGGAAAAUGAAAAAUAAUGAGUACACGUCGGCCCAGGAAUUCCGUGACGAUUUUCACUUAAUGUUCAAUAAUGCGAUGGAGUUCAACGAGACCGACUCGCAGGUUUAUAAGGAUGCCAUGGUUAUGAAACAAAUGUUUGAUCAAAAGUAUGGUGAGAUUGUUUAG
Messenger RNA from Ambispora gerdemannii, 4059 nucleotides. The record is from the annotation of a GenBank genome assembly. NCBI's taxonomy places the organism in Eukaryota, Fungi, Glomeromycota, Glomeromycetes, Archaeosporales, Ambisporaceae.